Molecule: messenger RNA, 414 nt
Organism: Miscanthus lutarioriparius
Lineage: Eukaryota; Viridiplantae; Streptophyta; Magnoliopsida; Poales; Poaceae
Source: the annotation of a GenBank genome assembly
AUGGCUCCGGUUUUGACAAUCACCGACGUCACCUACGUCACUGCGACGGCUGGCGCGCUGCCGUCCGAGCCUAGCAUCAAGCUCAAAGCCAUGGAGGCGCAGUGGGUUCUGGUUCCGCUGCUGCAACACCUCCUGCUCUUCGAGGGCGACCAUCUGCCACCCUUCGACGCCAUCCUCCGAUCCCUCCGAUCCUCCCUCGCGACGACCUUGGCCACCCACGUCCCGCUCACCGGCAAGCUCUACUACCUUGCGGACAUCGGCGAUGUCGCCAUCUGUUACUCCAUCGGCGGCGGUGGCGACGACGACUGCGUCAGGUUCUCGUCGCCGCGGAGGGCGACGCGGACGUGCGCCGCCUCGCAGGCAACGACCAUGACAUGCUCACGUUCGUGCGCCUCGUUCCGGAGCUCGACAUGA